AUUUGCCAUUAAAGCACGAGAAAAGCUAAGUGUACCUCUGACGCGGAAUGAGAAAACUUUGAGUGUUGAUAAUUUAUCAAUGAAAAAUAGCAUUUUGUUUUCAUUUCGAAUCAGUGUAACUUAAAGAGUCGAAAGUCUAGGUCGGCUAAUUGUUUCGUUUAGAGGUUAGCUUUUUUUAUUAUUGUUUAUGGAUACGUGCAAAUAACUUUUGACACAUUUGACACUUUUCAGUGCAUUCGUACUGCUCUGAGCUUCGUGCGAAUAAUUUAAAAUUCGGAAUGUUUCUCAGUUGUUUUGUUUCGGGCUAAACAUGAAUCUCUGUGUUGAAAGUGAAACCAAGGGUAGAACGUUACGUGUGUUGUCACUUGUUUCGGAGACGACUGUGUUUAUCUAAAAAAUAAUCAUCGCUGGAAUUUCUCUUAUGGCUUUUUGAUCAGAAAAGUCGCAAGGAUGCCAAAAAAGGGUAGAAAACGCAAAAUCUCGGCCGAGGGCCGCGACUACGAUGAAUGGGAAAAGACCCAAAUUCUCCCGGACAGUCUCCGAGACGAGAUGGAAAGCAUGUGGGAGCUGCCGCAGAUCUACCAUUUUCUUCAGCUCACUAAGGACGUGCUACACAUAUCUCACCUAUCCAUGUUCGAAGUUGAGCGAAUGCUUCUCAUGCCGAAGGCCUCCCAACAAUUGGCCAACAUAAUGACGUGUUUACUCAGCUCGCCUUCGACGAAAUCCAAGCAGCAAGAAGUGCCUCCGAUGCCUUACAAAUUUUGGACCAACAUCCUCAUGCAAAAGCUGAAGGGCUGGUUCAAGAUUUACGAGGCGAAGCAGCGCGAGCCCGUCAAGGUCUUCGAUGCCUUGGGCAUCGAGUCGGAAUUCUGGUCGGUUUUCCCUGAAGCUUUGGAGCUCGAGGGCCGAGAUUUCGAGAGCUUCAACUUCCGCCAGAGAGUCUGGCUGCUGAAGGCGCUCUGCGAUACGGCUCAGCACUCGAGGAAAUUGAUUCAGGAGGAGAUUGCCAAGCAGCCUACGGAGAGCCAAUUCGAGACGGUUCUCGGGGUCGAUAGGUACGGCGCUCGAUACGUUUACUUUCCCCAGUUUCUGCACAACGAUCUACGGGUUUACAGACACAGUAUGGAUAACAAGAUUCUUUCUUCGUUCAAGUCAAAAAAUAAGACUGAAUCUGAAAAUGAAAACUCCAUGGAAUCAAAAAGUUCAGAGAGUAAAUCGUCCGAUGCGAAGCAAGGUUGUAAGCGACCAAAAAAACGAAGAAAAUCACGCUGGAGCAAUGGCUUGACCCCAAAGAAGACUUCCAAAAGGAGAGUGAACGAAUUGAUAGAUCAAACAGAUUCCAAUUCCAAUUCCAAUUCCAAUUCCAAUUCGACCGAUGGUUCAUUUGUCGAAGGAAAAACAAACAGUCCCUCUUUGGAUGGGGGUAGUUUCAAUGAAACGCACGAAACAAAAGGUGACGUUGACGAUGACAAUUCAAAUUUGACCAACAAAACUGACAAUAUUAGUCCCACGUCAGAGGAACAAAGAAAAUCAUCGAAUACAAGUCCUAUUUUAGAAAAUUCUCUUAAUACUUCGAAAACUGAUGAUGAAAAACUUAAAGAAAUAAGUAGUGUUAAAGUAACGACUGAUAAAAGUUCUCAAGAUUUAGCACUUGAUGAAAGUCUUCAAGACUCAGCGAUUGCUGAAAGUCUUCGAGAUUCAAUGAUUGAUGAUAAACUUCAAGAUUCAACUAUUGAAGACAGUCAAGAUUCAAUCAAGUCAAAUAAUUCAGAAAGUCAGAUGGUUGAUUCAAAAGAUUCAAAAUCUGACGACGAGAAAUUGUCAGAAAAUAAACAAUCUGAAAAUAAAUCUGACUGUGAGACGGAUGGAAAUGGGGAUUUGUUGGAUACUUCAACGAGACGCAGUGAAAGGAUCAAAGUAAAAACGGAAAAUGAGGAGGCCGAAAUAGUCGCGGAUGUCUGUGACACAGAGGAACUGACGUCUAUAGAGCUGAGAGAUCGUUUGUGCCGUAUCCCAGUGACUCAAACUCAGUCGCAAGAUAAUUUUGAUGAUGAUGAUGAUGAAAAUGAAUGGAAAGUUCACAACAUGAACGAUUUAUUAAAGGAUCUAAGCAUUUCAAGAUUCCAAUUGGUAGCCGACAGUCUAGAGAGUCUUAGGGAUAUAAUCGAGACGAUCACUAUGGACAAAGGCGGCGAUGGAACUAGGCCGACAUGGGAAGAAGAUCUUCUUAAACGCAUGAAAAUACUUUUAAAUUCGAUGGAAAACGUAGGACCUAUUUUAGAAGAAGCAACAAAAAAGGCGAAAAAUAAAUUGCUACAAGAAUGGAAUGAUUUUGAAAAUUUAACUCCAGAUGAACAGUCAAGUGAAAACUGGUCGGGCUCGCAAGGCUGGUGUUUGGUCAGUCCGGAACGUCCAUCACAGUCGCAAACUACCGCAAAGACAACGAACGAAGCGAAAUCGCUCGACGCAACUUUGGAUGAUUCCAAAGUAGAUGACAACAAAAAAGAAAACGAAAAUAAUCAGCAAGCGGAAGAAGCGGGCGAAAAAUCCACCAACGAAGUCGACAUAAAACAGGAAGACGGAGAAGAACCAUCGAGUAAAAAAAAUAAAACGAGCCAAGAAAAGGAAGAUAAUGCUGAAACAAAACGACCAGUUAGAUCACUACGUGCGCGCGGUGUCUCGUCGUACAUUGAACAUCUGUUUGACGAAGAUAGCAGCGACGAGGAAUAUAGAUCCAAGUUAUCGGAGGCUAAUCCAAUUGCCGACGUAAGGGUGGCUUAUAUUCCUAGCACUUCGACUGCGACCUCCGAGUCAUCGAAGAAAUCACCGACAUCUGAUUUCGAGGAAGAGGAGCAGAGCGAAGACUCUGACCAAGAUUGGUGUUUACCCGGAACUCGGAAGAAAAAACGCAAAAGAAUGUCGUUUGGAAGGCGUUUUAAAACAAUGCAAGCUAUCAGAACAGAGUCAGAGCAGAUCAGAAGAAAUGAUCAAAUGGUUGAGGCUGCAGGUGCUCAAAAUUUACGAAUAGAGAAAGUCCACACACUCGGUCCCGACGGCAAAGUCUACGAGUUGUCGGUAGAGGACGUCGUCGCUCCGAGCACGCCUACUGUCAAUAACACUUCGCCCAAUCAAACAAUCUACGUUAAUCCGCCUGUAGGGUCGGUAGUAGCUAAACAGAACGUCGCCGCGUACCCACAACAACAACAAACGCGGAACCUGCAACAGCAGCAGCAGAAGCAGCAGUGGCCGAGAAAAGUAGUGGGUAGAUACCCUCAUACCACAAUGCAGCAAGUUCAGCCACCGCCGAUGCCAAGGAUGAUUCGAAUGGUACCACCGCGACCGGGCACCGUAAUGGGACCGCGCGGCCCUAACAACGCGGCUCAGCGACCUACAAUGGGACCCCGUGGGCCCGGUGGCGUGACACAGCGACCGCGAAUGAACGCUCAGCCGCGGAUCAUCAGCUCCACGACUUUGUCACCGAAUCGACCGCUUCCCAAUCAACAAAACGUCACGCAACAGUUUAAUUCACGCCAAAAGCAGUCGUAUCUACACGAAGCAGCGUCUAAGAGGAUGCCAAACAAUGCCCUGAGACCUGGUCAGAGGAUGGUGCCGUCUCAGACAAAAGCCGGCCCCGCAAAUCAAGUGCCUCGGCGUACUCCAACGAAGGCUGGACCUCCUGGUAGAGGUGCUGCUAGAGUGGCGACAAACAAUAGCGCUACUACGCUUAUUGUUCUAAGCGACAGUGACGAAGAGAUCCAGGUCGUUAAAACACCAUCCAACAAUAUGCAGACACCAAAGGCUAAAACGAGUCCUCCAGUAAAAAAAAGCUACGUUGAUGAUACUCCAGUGUCCGUAAAAAAAGUCUUGCCUCCGGAACUGCUGCAACGCAUGGAGGACGGAGGCAUAUCGAUCGUUCCUAUCAAACCAGCUCCGAAACCCCCGAAUCCGUCGUCGACACAAAUUGUCGUUGUAGUCAACGAAACUGGCAGCCACUACGCACUUGUUCUUCCAAACGGUAGUAAAUUGAUUCUCACACCCGAACAGGUUGCUCAAAUAAGAGAGUCCAACGGGGGAAAGUUGGUGGUGUGAAAAUGUCAUUCAGCGGCGGUGAAUGCGAUAAUGUAUGUGGCUGUGAAAGAGCUCAAGUUGACUAUAGUGACUUAGAUUUGUUGAGCCAAAAUGAAACUAAGUUCUUUUCCAAAAAGGAAUUUCCUCGUUACAAUUAGACGAGGUCAACUAUUAACGUGAACUAACUCAUGUUCCAUGUGAUUCAUUACUUACCUAGUACGUAUUAAUUCAAGGAUCUCUUCAAUCCUAAAUAUGCGUACGUUUAUUUGCAUUUUAAGUCGAAAUUGGUUCGAUUUUUACCAACACUGGUAAUUAGAAGACAUUUUAGAUUUUAUUGUCGAUAAAUUAAUUAUGCUCACAAGAUUUUUUAUGAAUUGGUAAAAUAUCGUUGUUACUUAAUUUUAUCUUUCAUAUGAGUGCGGCAAUUAUUUUUAAUUAAUUUAAUUGUCAAUAAAGUAAAUCAUAAUACAUCACUAGUAUAGAACAGAUUUCUAUGUAAAUAUUUUUAAUAAUGAAUUUUUUUUCAAUACGUUGAAAAUACUAUGUAAUCUAUUAAAAAUGGAUAAUUGUAAAUGAAUUGUGCAAAAAAACUUUUAAAAUGAAAAUAAAUCUUUUUAUUUUGCAACUUAA
Trichogramma pretiosum is the source of this 4698-nucleotide messenger RNA. RefSeq lists its product as uncharacterized. Lineage: Eukaryota; Metazoa; Arthropoda; Insecta; Hymenoptera; Trichogrammatidae. The transcript has 8 exons. The coding region runs from base 451 to 4089 and encodes 1212 amino acids. The record is from RefSeq and is a predicted model, not a curated record.